Molecule: messenger RNA, 1563 nt
Organism: Argentina anserina (silverweed cinquefoil)
Lineage: Eukaryota; Viridiplantae; Streptophyta; Magnoliopsida; Rosales; Rosaceae
Product: desmethyl-deoxy-podophyllotoxin synthase-like
Exons: 2
Coding region: 1-1563 (520 amino acids)
Molecular function (GO): oxidoreductase activity, acting on paired donors, with incorporation or reduction of molecular oxygen; monooxygenase activity; iron ion binding
Source: RefSeq, a predicted model, not a curated record
AUGGCUUCUCCAAUGUCCCUAUUCAUGCUCCAAACACCCUACUUCCCUCUCUAUCCUUUCUUCAUCCUCGUGAUUCUGGUUAUUUUGUGGAAGAAAACAAAAGCCAGAUCAGGCUCUAAUGAGUCUAAUCCAAUACUUAAGUCUCCACCAGGGCCAUGGAAGCUGCCUGUUAUAGGAAACUUGCAUCAGUUAGCUGCUGGUAAUCCACUACCACAUCACGCACUGAGAGACUUGGCCAAGAAGCAUGGACCUAUUAUGCACCUUAAACUUGGUCAGUUGGAGGUUAUUGUAAUUUCUUCGUCCAAAGCUGCAGAAGAGGUGUUGAAGACACAUGAGCUCACUUUUUCUCAGAGGCCUCGGGUUUUGGCGGUGGAAGUUAUGUCUUUUGCACAAUCAAGCAUUGUGUUUGCUCCUUAUGGUGAUUACUGGAGAGAGAUGCGCAAGAUUUGUGUCCUCAAUCUCUUCAACGCUAAACGUGUGCAGUGUUUUAGAUCGAUAAGAGAAGAAGAGGUUUCGAAUCUCAUUGAAUCUAUUUCUGCAUCAUCAAUGGGACUUACUCCCACCAUCAACUUGAGUGCCACGAUCUCCAGCUUGACAAAUGUGAUUGUGUCGAGGGCAGCGCUUGGUGGAAAGUGCAGAAAUGCGAAGGAGUUUACUUCAUUGCUCGAGAAAGCAACACAACUUGCUGCAGGCUUUGACAUACCUGACUUGUUCCCUUCACUCAGAUUUCUUGGCUACAUCACUGGAACAAUACCUUCGAUGAAGAAGAUGCGAAAUAAGCUCGGAACGAUUCUUGAGAGCAUCAUCAACGAACAUAAGGAGUCGAAGAAGAACGAAAAGUCUGAGGAAGAUUUUGUGGAUGUACUACUCAAACUUCAGGAGUCCAAGGAGGUUGUGUUAACAACUAAUCAGAUCAAAGAUGUGAUCAUGGACAUAUUCUCUGCAGGUAGUGAGACUACGGCUACUGCCAUCGAAUGGGCAAUGUCCGAGUUGAUGAGAAACCCUAGAGUCAUGAACAAGGCCCAAGCUGAGCUGCGGAAGACAAAACUUGAAGAAGCUGCAGACGUUCAAAACCUAGAUUACUUGAAGGCAGUUGUGAAAGAAACUCUAAGGUUGCACCCUCCAGCUCCCUUGCUUCCUAGAGAAUCAAGAGAAAGAUGCAAAAUCAGCGGAUACGAAUUGCCAGAGAAAGCCAAAGUGAUCAUAAACGAAUGGGCUAUAGGGAGAGAUCCGGAGAGUUGGGUUGAUGCGGAGUCGUUUAAGCCGGAGAGGUUCCUCCAUGGUUCUGAGUCAGAUCUAGACUUUAAAGGUUUCGACUUCGAGUUCAUUCCUUUUGGGGCUGGGAGAAGAAUAUGUCCCGGGAUAUCAUUUGGAGUUCCCAUAAUUGAACUUGCUCUUUCUAAAUUGCUCUAUCAUUUUGAUUGGGAGCUGGGAAAUGAGACCAAACCGGAAGAGCUUGACAUGUCCGAGACUUUCGGAGUAUCAUGUAGGAGAAAGCAUGAUUUAUACGUGAUUGCUACCCCUCAUCGAUCGUUUCCCUGCACUGAAUCAUCGAUGAUGUAG